Molecule: messenger RNA, 342 nt
Organism: Gongylonema pulchrum
Lineage: Eukaryota; Metazoa; Nematoda; Chromadorea; Rhabditida; Gongylonematidae
Source: the annotation of a GenBank genome assembly
AUGCUAGUGAUCACAAGAGGUACAGGCUCGAACUCGGAUGCACUUGUGUUAACAGAAGCGCAAAUUGGACGAUUAGCGCAGUGUUCCAGUCGCCUGAUUGAACAAAUGCCCCAGCUUGAACAGAAAUUGAUGCAAAAUAAGAAAAAGAUUAGCCGGUGUGUUUUCACCACUUUAUUCGCUGUCUUCAGAAAAAUUGAUGCAGUAAAGCAAAGUGAAGUAAACUCGGAUACGCCUGUAUUAACGGAAGCGCAAACUGGGCGAUUGGCUCAGUGUUCCAGUCGCCUGAUCGAACAAAUGACACCGCUUGAAGUGAAAUUGAUACAAAGCAAGAAGAUUAUCUGA